ACUAGUGAGUUGCUUACUAAUAGGGGUUGAAGAUUAGCACACCAAGGACUUGGCAGAAAGUAGUUAAACCCUAUUGUUACAGAAGCAAGAGGGUGUGCAUGGGGCAGACGUGUCCAAUUUUAGACACAAACUUCUAACCUAAAUUCCAUUCCUCCUUCUGAUAGAUGCUAUUUUGAUGGGGUUAGUUUUGCAAAACUCUUUGAACAGGUUAACCAUCCCAUUUCAAUGACAAGAUCUGGAGACUAAGCAUUGGCACCUCGGACUUCGGUUAUCCCAGAAACCCAACAGGCACAUCUCCGUUGAAGUAGGUGGUUGCAAAAAUCAAAGGAGAAAAGACGCGCUAAAGCGUCACGUUGUUGUCACCCCCAGGUACCGCGUUGCUGUGCUCCGGGCCGGCCAGGUGUACUCCCCUUGGCGUCCUCUCCCACGUAGGACCGGCCACGCCGGGAAAGGCUGAUGCGCAGAGCCUGGGAAGGAGGCAGGAAGGUCACCCCCAUCCCCGGGCCGGGCGGGAGCGGCAGAGCCUCACUUCCCGGGAACGUUCGGGUGGGGCGUCCCCAGGGCACUGGGUUGGGAGGCGACACUCCCCCGGCUCCGCUCCGCCGCCCCUCCGAGGCCAUCAGUCCUCCCGGCCUGGAGGCGCCGCCGGAGCCCAAGCACCGCCUCCGGAGAGGGCUUGUGUUCACUUGAACGACUCAUGCAGAAUUGCUUCAUCGCGUGAAGGACCUCGCUGUUUGAUUUCCCUCCUACUGCUUUUCCUUUACAUCACACACCGAGAAAGUCAUGAGCAAAAAUCGUCACUCUCUGAGGGUUGAAACUACCAUGAUUCACAAAGACAAGAAGUAAGUUUCCUGUCAUCACAAGAUGACUCAGCUCCUUCUGCUGUGUACUCUGACCGGCAUUUCUUGGGGGUGGCCCCAUUCCCAGGAUGGAUCAUGAAGCUGCCCAGCUGGAAAAGCAGCACGUACAUGAUGUGUAUGAGGGCACCGCACCUUACUUCAGUGACCUGCAGAGCAAAGCCUGGCCUCGCGUCCGCCAGUUCCUCCAGGAGCAGAAGCCGGGCAGCCUCAUCGCUGACAUAGGCUGUGGGACUGGAAAGUAUCUUAAAGUGAACAGCCAGGUGUACACCCUGGGCUGUGACUACUGCGGGCCAUUGGUAGAGAUUGCCCGGAGUAGAGGAUGUGAAGUCAUGGUAUGUGACAACCUUCAUCUCCCCUUUAGGGAUCAGGGCUUCGAUGCCAUCAUCUCCAUAGGAGUCAUCCAUCAUUUUUCUACAAAACAGAGAAGAAUCAGAGCAAUAAAAGAAAUGGCCAGGGUCUUAGUUCCUGGAGGCCAGCUGAUGAUUUAUGUUUGGGCCAUGGAACAAAAGAACCGGCACUUUGAGAAGCAAGAUGUGCUUGUCCCGUGGAACAGGGCUUUAUGCUCCCAGCUCUUCUCAGACUCCAGCCAGCCUGGGAGAAAACAGCAGUGUGGACAUCCGGAAAGAAGCCAUCCCUACCAUCCUCCUUGUUCUGUCUGUAGCUGCUCUGUUUGUUUUAAAGAGCAAGGUCAUUCCAAACGGUCCCACAGCAUGGACUAUGAACCAUUGAUGGCCAGAGCCUGUUGUGCAAAUAUCUCUGAGGAAGGAGAGGAAGAAAAUGGAUUCUAUAACACAUUCGGAAAAUCUUUUCGUUCCUGGUUUUUCUCUAGGUCUUUGGAUGAAUCAACUCUGAGGAAGCAAGUUGAGAGAGUGAGGCCCCUGAAGACUACAGAGGCUUGGGCCAAUAGCACCAUAUCGAUCCAGCCUUCCAGACACUCCAGUUUAGACUUAGAUCGCCAAGAGCCAUUGUCAACAAGACAGCAAACUUCAGAUGAAGAUGUGUUUGUGGAGCCUUCGCAAAAACAGUUGGAGUGGCUGAGAGCACCAGCCACAAAGAAACAUCUGCGUGGAGGCCAGCAAAGAGAAGUUAGGAGAAAUGGAGAUAGGAAUUUUCUGGAAAGCACCAACACCAAUGCGAAUCGUGUGAAUGCAGGUGAUGUAGAAGAAGGCGACCCUUCUAGUAAAAUACUGAGAAGGAUUUCUGCAGUCGACUCCACAGAUUCCAACCCAGAUGCCACAAUUUCUGUCGAAGAACAACAGCCCGACGUUUUGGAUCCCAGAGCCUUGAUGCGCUAUUACCAUGUGUUUCGAGAGGGCGAGCUCUACGGCCUGCUGAAGGAGAACGUGUCGGAGCUGCAUGUUCUGAGCUCCGGGAACGAUCAUGGCAACUGGUGUAUCAUUGCCGAGAAAAAGGACAACUGCGAUUGACCAGAUCAUGUUAGACAGUUCCUCCAAAAGAUGGACCAUGGUCUUUUCACAGGGUUUGGUAUGGUUACCUGAAUUUGCAUCCAACUUUAUUAUUUUUAAUGCAUUUUUACUUUGCUUUGUAGAGAUGAUGACUUGAUCAUCUUUUAAAUAUUUGGAUGAACACAGAGCCUGGCAUGUAAAGCAUUUGACAAAGGGUAUUCAUAAAUUAUUAAUAUAAAAGAAGCAGCAGUAUAAAAUGAACUUCAAUAUGGUGAGGAUUUUCUUUUCCCUGAAAGGCAAAGUUAUGAUAAAGAUACAUGUGUAUCAUUUUUCAGUAUUACACGCAGAUUCUAACAGAUUCUGGUUGUUGUCUUUUUUUUUUUUUUAAUUACUAUGUCAACUUACGACAUAUUAGUUUCAGGUGUACAACAUAGUGAUUUGACAAUUCUGUACAAGAUUCUCUUUUUAAGUAUACCUUUUUAGAACAGCAUUUUUAUAAUGAAGGGGGGUAAUUUCUGCUUCUCUGGUUAUACUUUAGAUUUGUCUGCAAGAUAACAGGUAAACCUUUUCCAUGGCAUGCAUGUAAAUUGAAUGAUGUGAUAAAUUAUUUUGUUGCCAAGGCUUUCCUCAUACUUCAGAAAAGCCAGAGAUGGUAGAGAGAGACAAGUUGUUAUGAGGACUUUUCUAAAUGGUAAGCAAACUUGCUUCCAAAUAUGUAAAUGACAAGGCUUUCAGUGUUGCUCAGAAGGUUUUUAAAGGCACCGUCAGCAGGUAGGGAGUGCUAUGUGUAGGUAUCAGAAGUUGUUGCAAGUACCCCAGUGGUAUCUUUCUGACCUUAUUCGAAGCAGGAAUGUCUACUUAGGAUAAGACCAAGAUUGACUAAGGAGUUUUCACCUAGAAUGAUACUUUUCUUAUGAACUGAAGGAAUAUUUAGGAAAUGAGAAUCUGGUUGAAGUGCUGUUUUAUUUUGGCUCUCAAUAUAAAUAGAUGGUUAAGGGGCAAGUUUUUGUCCUUGACAGAGGAUCUGUUGUUGGAUUUUUAAAAAUCUGGGCACUUAUCUUACUGCAAGCCACACUUUAUUAGCCAUAUUAGGGAUUUAGGCAGAAUUAAGUCCUACGAAUGAAAGACUGGGUUUCUGACACUGUAGACAAACAGAUUAGAUGUUGUAUGGUCACUACGCCUGUUCAGAUUUAACCUUGGGUCUGUUUAAGUCCAUGGGGGAUCAGGAGACAGAUAUAAUCAGGAGUCGACAUUUGACAGAAGCCUUUUUAAUUUAUGGACCUCUGUAACCCUGGACAAAAAUUCAAUUCUUGUUUUGUAUAACAUUUCAUCUGUCUUGGGUUCUUCUUCCUGCAGUGAUUGUGCUUCAUCUUGAAAUAACGAUACCACUUUCAAAGAAGCGUAAGGGAUUAUUUUUCAUGUUUAUCUGAAAAUGACUGAUGUAUAGAACUCUCUUUUGGCUCUAAAAUAAGACCACAUCAUCACCUUUUGGGUUGGUGAGGUUGUCUGGUAGAAAUGACACGUGGGAUUUGUAUUGUUCAGUGCAUAGUCUGCAUUGGACGGACAAUGAAAACAGACCUAGAAGUGGGAUAUAAAUUAAUUUAGUGUCUUCCAUUAAAUUAGGACAUUAAACAUGAGUAUAAGCGGUUUUCUUGGUAGAAAGAAAAUCUUCUCAGAGUUGGAGAAGUUCUUACAACGAAGGCUUGAUGGCCUUUUUAUUAUGAGUGGAUUUUUCCUCUCCCUGAAGCUUGUUGUCACAUGCAUCUUUAAUCCCAGGCUUCUGCUAGAAAUCUGCUUGAAGUCCUCUCUUUCUGGUGGUAGUGUGCCACUUAUACAGAACUCAGUUUAUCAGAGUGCACCAAAAAAGCUUUGCGCUAACCUGUGUGAGCGACCACCUACGCAUACACCCUUCUUUACGUAAGAGGAUUCUCUAGAAUGGUUCUUGAGAAAGAGUUUCACAUAAUUUUGACAGGAAUGUAAAUAAGAAGCCACUUAAUAAUAGCAAUCUUUUGUUCUUCAUCUGCUGAGCACAAGAAUUCUAUGCAUCCAGACAUUAUUUUGUAUGCAAAUACUGAACUCUGUGGCUGAUAACCUCUCUUUGGUAUAUUCAUGUGAAAAACACUCUUAACUCUAACUUCUGCCUUUGGAGAUAUAUACAUAUAUGUUGUUGAAGAGCCAAGCUAAUGUAAAUAUCAUAAUCAUUUAAAAAUCUUGCUCUUCAUUAAGGAUUGUCCUCCAAAGGAAAUACAAGUCAUAAGCGAGUGUAAGCAUACACAGUUUACUUACGAGUGUUCAGUCUGCCUUAACUUGCUUAAUUAUAAAUUUUGCUGCUCUAUCUGAAGUAAUAUGAAAACUUGGAUGCCAUUAUUAAUACUGUAUCAGUUUCUUUCCUGUUCACUGAUGGCCCUACAGAGUCCCACUAUCUGAAGUAACCGGAAAUGUCUGGGAGAUUACUGGAAGGUUCUUCCUUAAACACCUCUGCUGGCUUACUGAUGCCUCGCUGACCUAUCUAAGGAUUACAUGCAAACAGGCAAAUGAUUUGGGGUAAACUGCAUUAACAUGAGGGAAAGAAUACAAUCAAAAUAUCAUUAUCGUGGGAAUCAUGCGUGUGACCUAUGUAAAUUAUUUUUUAAAUUGUCACUAGAGUGUCAUGUAACUACCAAACCAUGCGAUGACUAUCUCAGAUUAUCUUAUUGGUCUGGUCUUCCUUACCUAUCACACUAUUCUGUGCAGGAUGGUGUAUGAUUCUUAUGUCUAGUUUUCCCUUCUGUUUCUUCCAAAUUCUAGAUGUCAGUCAAGAAUUCCUCUGUAUUUUAACUGACCAUCAAUUGAAUGGGCAAAACUUGGAGGUAAUCCAGAGAGAAAACAAUUCACAUGCAAAUCAUCCAGGAACAUUAAUGUCAUUGCCUAUUAAUGGCCACACAAAAAAAUAAGCACUGAUUUUUUUUUU
Leopardus geoffroyi (Geoffroy's cat) is the source of this 5216-nucleotide messenger RNA. It is a transcript of the gene TRMT9B, whose product is annotated as tRNA methyltransferase 9B (putative). The record is from RefSeq and is a predicted model, not a curated record. Lineage: Eukaryota; Metazoa; Chordata; Mammalia; Carnivora; Felidae. Gene Ontology annotation, molecular function: tRNA binding; S-adenosylmethionine-dependent methyltransferase activity. The transcript is spliced from 5 exons. Bases 929 to 2287 code for a protein of 452 amino acids. Gene Ontology annotation, cellular component: cytoplasm; nucleus. Gene Ontology annotation, biological process: tRNA wobble uridine modification.